CUCACCAAUCAAUAUGAGAAUAAUUCUUGUGGGCAGAAAAUUGUAAAGGUUUCCUGAAAUACGAAAGAGUUCUAGAUUUACAUCUUCUACAAGUGUAUAGAGAUUGAUCGAGAACCAGGGUUUCCAAUCGGAAAUCCAUCCUUUCCGACGAGGAGGUUUCCUCGCGAGAAACCCACGCACACAUUUCCCCUCUCACAAUCGCAACUAGGGACCAGAGUGAGUUGGCCGAUUUUAUCUCUCUAGAAGUGCAUCGUUGGGAAUCUGUUCAUUAUUACUGUUCAACUCGGGACUUUGAUUUCCAAAAUUUCCCAAGUUUUUCCUUGUGAUUUCUCCAAUUUCUCAGUGUUUCUUGGUCGAUUUUAAGGGGUUAUCGUUAUCUAUUUUGGAUACAAUUAACGGGUCUUGAUUUUCCAAAUAUCAUUGGUGUUGCUCAGGUAAUAAGAUUAUUAUUUUUUCAAAUAGUGAUCAAACAUUGGUUACUUGUCAUCUUAUUUAUAGUGUACACCCUAUCAUCUCCAUGAAUUUAGAUCAACCUUACAUCAGGUGGGAAUCAAUAAGAAACUUUGCCGUGUUUAACCAAGUGUGCCAUUUUUAUCUAGGAAUACUAAGUAGUAAUCAACCUAUCUUGAUUCAUGUUGUGUUGGUUUUUCACAAUGACAAGAAAAACUGGAGGCGGUCCAUGAGUAAAGACCGCACGCUAAUCAAUCACCUGCCAUAAUCUCCAUAAAUUUCUUAUUGAUGGGGCAGUGACAUUUGUCAAUAAUAUUGGAAAUGCAUCACAAUCUUGCUGCAUAUGAUUAACUAUAUAACCUGAAUAAAUAUUGGAAUGCAAUAAAUAUCCAAUUCUGAAAAAUUAGAAGUUUACUGUAUUUUAAGAUAUGGAACUUUUCAAUUCAAAUUGCUUGAAGAAGCUUGCAAACAAAUAAUUAUCCAUUUAGAAACCAAACCAAGUAAAACAUACUUCAAACAAUAUUUCCAUGCCUUAUAUAUGCCUUACCUAUCUUCAUUAUUCAAUACACUAAACUAUAAGUUCAUGCCUUAUCUUUCUAAAGUGAAAGAAAGCAACCAGACUAAGCAUCAGUGUCCAAGCAUCGGUCAAUCUUCGAAUGAAGGCUAAUUAGAUUUCAAAUUGCAGCCUAGAGCACAGGUUGGGGAUGCUUUAAGGAGACUGCAAUGCAGAUGCUUCAAUAGGCUAUAAAAGUUUUGCUGCAGAUUCUGUUUGCACUUGCUACAUGGAAGCAAAUUUGCAUUGCUACUGAGGUGGUUCGUAGCCCAGAUUAUUUGGCCUAUUUGAGGGUAUGAGAUGUUGGCUAAAUUUUUCGAGUCCAUGGAUAUUUCUAUUUGUAUGUUACAGUGUAGGAGGUCAUUGUCAUCACUUAGUACAUUUACAAAGAUUGAACCAAUGGUCCGGAGUUUGACUAAUAGGAGGUUUACUCACGGUCAUGUAGCUCAGAUGAAGUUCAUUUUACCAGAGGUGAUUGAGAAGAUAAAGGAUGAUCUUAUUACAAUAAAUCCCAGUGCAGUUGUGAAUGAAGGAGAUGUAAAAUCAGGCAGUGCUAAUAUAGGGUUGUGGAACAUAUUCCGAAAGCGGCUUUUAGAUUUUUUUGAAGCCCAUCCAGAGGUAUUAACUGUUCUUCUGCCUGUAUAUAUAGUGUUUGGCUGAAUGUAUUUUUGGUACAAAGGCAAUUGGAUAGCCGUGUGUGUAAGUAGUACGGAGUACGUUUUAGGAAAAUCCAUAUGUUGUUGGAACUUACACACACGCUAUCCAUUAACACACGGCUAUCCAUUGGCUGAAUACUCCGUAUAUAGUACUCCGUAGUACAUUUGAGGUUCACACUACUGUUUUGAACAGAAGUUUGUAUGACUAUCAUACUACUUCUCCGAAGACUACUUAAAACAACAAUAUCAGACUACCGAAAAAACAGAGUAGUAUAAU
This is a messenger RNA of Cuscuta campestris, 1936 nucleotides long. Lineage: Eukaryota; Viridiplantae; Streptophyta; Magnoliopsida; Solanales; Convolvulaceae. The record is from the annotation of a GenBank genome assembly.